AUGAGCGGCCCGGGCGCCAGGUCGGCGCACCUGUCUCAGCCGGUGGUGAAGAGCGUGCUGGUGUACCGCAACGGGGACCCCUACUUCGCGGGGCGCCGCGUGGUCAUCCACGAGAAGAAGGUGGCCAGCUUCGACAUCUUCCUGAAGGAGGUGACGGGAGGCGUCCAGGCGCCCUUCGGGGCCGUCAGGAACAUCUACACCCCGCGGUCCGGCCACCGCAUCCGGAAGCUUGACCAGAUUCAGAGUGGGGGCAACUACGUGGCCGGGGGCCAGGAAGCCUUCAAGAAACUCAAUUACUUGGACAUAGGCGAAAGCAAGAAAAGACCAAUGGAAGUCGCUAAUACAGAGGUAAAACCAGUAAUCCACAGCAAGAUCACUGUGUCAGCUCGCUUUAGAAAACCGCUCCAGGAACCCUGCACUAUCUUCUUGAUUGCAAAUGGAGACCUCAUACACCCAGCUUCUCGUCUCCUCAUCCCAAGAAAAGCCUUGAGUCAGUGGGAUCACGUACUACAAAUGGUCACGGAAAAAAUAACCCUGAGGAGUGGAGCCGUCCAUAGACUGUAUACUUUAGAAGGAAAAAUCGUUGAAAGUGGAGCCGAGCUGGAGAACGGACAGUUUUAUGUGGCUGUCGGCAGAGAUAAGUUUAAGAAAUUGCCUUACAGUGAAUUGCUUUUUGACAAGUCAACAAUGAGAAGACCUUAUGGUCAGAAAGCCUCUUCACUGCCUCCUAUUGUAGGAUCCAGAAGGUCUAAAGGGAACGGAAACGAACGCCAAUCCAAGUCAACAAUUGGCUAUACUGACAACACGUCUCCUCAGCCCCCAAAGAGGAAAGGGAAAAAGGAAGAUGCAGCGCAUUCGGAAAAGCCCACAAAAAUGAAACAAAAUGUCCAGUUGAAGAAUUCAUCGAAAGUUGCCCCACACAGCGAGGAGGGCAUUUUCAAAGCCGGAGCGGAGAGAUCUGAGACGCGGGGGGCAGCAGAAGUCCAGGAAGAUGAAGACACUCAGGUUGAGGUUCCGGUCGAUCAGAGGCCAGCCGAAAUAGUAGAUGAAGAAGAAGGUGAAGAGAAAGAAGAGCAGGGUAUGGAGCAGAAAGACUUUUCAGGAAUGAAUGGUGAUGUUGAAGAUGAAGGAGGCCAGGAGGCUGCAGAUGAGCCGGAGCCAGCCAGGGGCAGCCUGGACCACAGUGAGGGGCAGGCAGAUCCUGCUCGUGCCAGUGGAGGCACUGAUGAGGAAAAUGGGGAGGAACUGGACCAGGUUAAUAAUGGACCUCAGCCAGAAGUGGGCGAGGAGAGAAAAUCUCCAGGAGCCGGCAGUGCCCAGGAUGAGACUGAUUUAGAUCCUCAAAGACCACCAAGGCCAGAAGUAAAAAUCACCAGUCCGCAAGAAAACGAGAACAAUGAGCAAAACAAGGACUAUGCUGUGGUGGCGUAGAUGGUUGUUUGUGCUUGUUCAGGAGAGUACAUGGGUCAUAAGCAAAAUGAAGAGUUAUCAUACUUGAACAAUAAGUACACAGUUAUUGUUGUACACAUUAUGGGACACUGUGGUUGAAUACUACCUACUGAAUUGUAAAAUUAGUGGCUGAAUAGCAAGACCUCAAUAGCUACUAAAGGAAAGCAACUCAUUUUUAUGGUAUGUUUUGAGAAGUCAUUUAGAAAACAUUCAGCAAGGGGCUGAGGGGUAUUUGCGCUGGAAGACAAUGAACUCCAUUGUCUUUGUCAAGGAGGGGAAGCAGAGAGCAUCACUUUAUUCUAAUAAAGUGAUCCGAUUCACUUUUACUAAAAAGAUUCCCCCUUUUGUUAUUUUAUUAGAAUACUGUGAUCCUCUCUGCUUCCCCUCCUCCUCACUUUUUCUGCUCCAGAUUUUAUACCCAACCAUAGACUCAAGGUAGUAGUUAGCAGUUAUAAACAGCACUUAAUCAUACUGUAGGAAAUGGCUGCAUUUUCCUUAGAAGCGAUUUUAAUAAUUUCUGGAAAUAGGAAGUAUAAACAGAUGAAAUUGCUUCAGUAUUGCAAAGAUCUGGGGAGAUAUAGAUGGACUACUAUAUUUCUAGUACAAAAAAAAAUGGCAGUUUAGUUUAAAGCUAUCUAUGAAAGUAGAGAAUUGUAAAGAAAUGGCAUGAGGGAAGCAUAUAAUAUUUUCUUAAAGCAAUAAACCCUCGAAUGCAAAAAUUGCAGCUUAGUCUCAGAGAGAAUUUUCAGAUGGCCAGAGAUUGAAAUGGGUCUGUUACUCCGUGAUAGUCUUUUCUUUCUUCUUCCUUAGCCAAAAUCCAGCUGAAACAAAUGGAAAAGACAGUGCAAGGUUUUCAUUCAGAGAACUAGUGAUUACUCUUGUCAUCCUCUUCCUCUACCACCAUGCUUUUCUAGUACCCAUGACGUUAAUGGUACACGCUCAGGAAGGAAUUACAAAGGAACAUCAAAUUAUGUGACAGCCUGUUAGCUGGUCUGGAGAGCCUGGUAUACUAUCAUUGAUCGGUUCACCUUUACCAAAAGAGAUUCCCCCUCUUGUUAUUUUAUUAGAAUACUCGACUUUGUCCAUUCCAAAAUUCAGUUCUCCCCAAGUUUGUUCCUCACUGCCCCCUCAAACAAACAAACAAGAGACUAUAUAAUAGGAAGAAAACAGGAGGUUAAGUGAAGAGUUUUUCACCACUCAAUUUCCCUUACUUUCCAUCUUAUUUCUAUUAGGAUGGUGUUUCUCAUGCUUUUGCCCCCAAGGAUAUCAGCAAAUGUUUAUUUUCAUGGCUAGCUGAAAUGAGAUGAAGCUUCCAAGGAGAGUUCCCGUCUAUAUGACUAUAAACUAUUUGAGAGAAAUUAUUGAAGAAACUUAAAAAAAAAAUUGUCAUAAUGAAACUGGCUUCAUUGCACAUGUUGUUCUCUAACUUGAUAGUUACUGUUGCCUUUUUAAGGUAUUUAUCAGGAAAACUAAAGUUGCAUUUGUACUUUGAAUGCUUAAGAGAUGAUGCCCUUCUUUUCUUAAAUAUAGAAAUAAUUAUUUUUUUCUCAAACUAAAGAAUAUUCUUGUUAUUAUAAAUAGGCUGUACAUUUGAAUUUCAAAUUCUAGUGUCUUCUAAAGAUCCAUUAUUCAUCAUAUGUUUAAAGGCUUUUUCUGCUCUAGAUUUUAUACCCAACUAUAGACUCAAAGUAGUAGUAGUUGGCAGUUAUAUACAGCACUUAAUCAUACUGUAGGAAAUGGCUGCAUUUUCCUUAGAAGCGAUUUUAAUAAUUUCUGGAAAUAGGGAGUAUAAACAGAGAUGAAAUUGCUUCAGUAUUGCAAAGAUCUGGGGAGAUAUAGAUGGACUACUAUAUUUCUAGUAUAAAAAAUAGACAUUGCUUUCUAUGAUGGUAGGCAUAAUUUUUCAAAUGAGACAAUAUAAAGCACUUGUGAAUUACAGGCAAUAAAUUCGCACACCAUUACUGGCUCUGACAUUACUAAUUUUAAUAGCUUAUAAAAAUAAGGGAUCGAAUAUAAGAACUUGUAACUAAUUAUAUCAAAGUGAUUUUCUUUACUUUGUUUAAUAAAACAUUUUUUCUGUCUUUUCUUUGAAAAAGGUAUUCUUUCUCAUUUUUCCUUCUUUUCUCAUUUUAUGAUGAUGCUUAAAUCUUAGGGAAUUCCUUUAGCGUCGGUUCCAUAAUGCACACAUCAAAUAAUUUACACGAAAGUUAAUGCCGGGUCUCAAAAUCAAGCACCUAGAGAAGAAGAGGACCCAAUAACUACAGCACAACGUUGAAAACAAUGGGAACCCAUUCUCCUAUUGUUUGUGUAGGUUUCCCAUUUGUCAAAAAAAAAAAAAAAGAUAUAAUUGUGACCUACUUCAAGGGAUGGAUAACAACUAUCACUUCAGACAUUUUGCACAUCUUGUACUAUAAAAAAUAAAUAAUAACAUCUAGAAGAACUCAACUGCGAAGAAUGAACAUUUGGCCAUCUCAUUGGAGAUGAGUUGGAAACAUGAAUGAUGAAUGUUAACUCACUCCCAGAUGUGGAAGUCUUCUCCUGGGGAUGAUGUCCUCUAUGGCAGAUAGAGAGGAGCGAUCCUGGGAGAUGCAGGGUCCAUUCAUGUGAGCAGUGGGCCCAAAGAAAUCUCGGACAGGCUUCAUACACUGCUUUAUGGAGACAUGCUUUCAGCAGCUUUUAGGCAACACUCAAGGAAAUGCUUCAAAGAAUUAGUUCUUUGCAAUUCUGAAUACCUAGCUACCAUAGCUGUAAUUUUAUGUAGCGUUUUUCAAAGUGCUUAAUUGGAUUAUAAGAAAUUUAUAGAUAUCUGGUUUGUUAAUGGAAUGGGGCAAUUAGGGGUUUGGCAGAACAAAUAAGAUUUUAACGGAGGUCAUUUCCAUGCUAAAGACAUUUCUCAUGGAUUAGCUUCCAUUAAAAUUGUUAGCGAGUGCCGAUAGACUUUCAAUAAUAAAAUAUGACAAGUUUUCCUUAAGGUAACUUUAUACUUAUUUUUUAUUGGCAAUAGGAGGACUUUCACUUAUUAAACAACCCCUUUCUUAUGUUUUGGAGGUAAUAUUAAAAUGCCAGACUCAUAAGAAUAUCUUUUUCUAUGAAUUAUUCGAAAGUUUUAGUUCCUGCCAUGGUUGUGAAAGAUAGCACUAUUCCAUAUCAAUGUCAGACAGAGUCAGCCAGAGAGCUUUAUAAUAGACAUGUGAAACCAUGCUCCUAUGGAAUUAUUCAUGCUACUAUUUCCCAAUUAUAGCCCAGAAGCCAAUAUUCUCAAAAUCUAUACUAUAGUGACCUACCUGUUAUACAAAUGGAGAAGCUCUUUCACCUACCAAAAAAUACGUGUGUUUAAAAUUGUGGACCCAGAACAACAGGAAGGCGCCUUAUGUUGCUAACUGAUGAUUACAGAUUAGUGAGCAGGUCUACUUUUUACAUUUAUUUUGCUCAGUAAGUAGGAAACGCAAAGUUUAAAAAAAGAGGUUAAACAGAAGAAUCACAUCGGAAACCGUUGCCAAUCUUAGUAAAAAUAUUAUAUCUAUAAGAGACUGACACAGAUGCACUCAUGCUGUAAAGCAGGAAACCUGGUCUCAUCAGGCACAGCAUUAUUAAUAGAAGAAGGCUCUUGGGUGAAGGUGAGAGAAAUGACGCCUACAAGCAUGUGGAGAGGAAAUGCUAAGAAAUUAUGUAUAUGGUGCUUUAAAACUUGAUUCCUGCAGAUGCUAACAGAGACUCAAUGUACUUUUCAAAUAAGAAAGCUACCAGCAUUUUAAUGAAAGAUUUAUCCUCAGGAUAGAUAUUAAGCAUAUUCAUUUUGUCAUAUGGGAAGAGAUAGAAUAGAUAUGUAUUUUCUUCCUGAAAUAAGUACAGAUUAAUUUUUUUCAUCCAACUUUAAGUACCAUAUAAUUUAGCUGCAGACUCUUUCAUACCAAUACAGGCUCGGUUUAAAGGUUUUUACUUCGGUUUGUGGAUGGGCACUUGUAAGUGUGAUUUGCAUUCAGGUAUCAAGGACUCCUUUUGUUACCAAGUGGCCAGGCGCAGUAAAUACCGAAAUCAAGCCUGAUUUAAUGUUCUGAGAACUGAAUGUCCAACAUCAGUACAGAAGAUGCCCAUUACCCUGUGUGAAUGUAAUGUCUCCCUGGAAUGGAAUGUGUUUCGUUUUGUUUUGUUUUUCUGUUUAAAAUGUAGUCUUUUUCAGAUGCAAGUCCAUACCGUUCAUUGUUAUCAAAUAUCAUUUCCCCCCCAGAAAUAUCGUAAGAUUUUAUUUUUUGCCUUUUUUCAAAUGUUCUGGUGUGAAGAUCUGCUUGUUUUUUGUUCUCAUCACAUGACAUAUCGCAUGACAGGAUGUUCUUAUCACAUGACAGGAUGUUUGAGUAAGUCAGAUGGAAUAAAAUAGUGUUCCCAUAUACUUAAGGGGGGAAAUGUUUAUAAAGAGACCUAACUCCUUAAAGAGAAUUUGAACAAUUCAAAAGAAUAUUGAUAACCCUACAGAAUUUAUAGACUCAGAGGUAAUAAAUGUGGCAUCACUGGCUUCAGCCAAGAACAACUUGGUUCGAGUCUCUGAAUGGCAGCAAAUAAAUUCCACUAUGUUGUUCCACCAGCUCUUCCAUCAGUUUGGACCAUAUAACUUAUUGUUGCAGCUACUGAUCGAUGUAUAAUCGCCUAGGGAAAUGGAAUGACUAGUCAAUUUUAUAAGUUAGAGGAAAGCCUGUUUUGCUCUCUUCGGCUCCAUGUGUUUCCGGUGCCUUAAAUCUUUAAUAUGGACAACGAUAAUGGAUGAUUAUUGGUGCAAGGAAACAUGGAGUCCAGCACAUCAUUUUUAUAUAGUUCACUGUGUUUAGAAUUUACCUCUGUAAGAUACAUUAUUUGUCCUGAUCAAAUUAUGAGCAUUUAGAUUGUUACUGCUGUAUCAGUGCUCCCUCUACAAUGCGAAUGUUUCCUGUAUCAUUGGAGUAAAUCGAUCUAUGUUUUAUAGAACUCAUAUGUGUUUGGAUGGCUUAUUGCUUGUGUAUGAUGCUGGGUGUCCAAUAUUUCAAUCCUUUGUAUGACGUUUUUCACAAGCACAAAAGAAACUUUUUGAUUUAAACCAUGUGGAAAUUCAACACAUUAAAAGUUACUUUUGUUUCUCUUGGACAUUCAUAUUAAACUUCAUGAUGUACAGACAUAUUUUUAAUCGUUUGAUUUGCACAUUGUUUAGUUUGUGAAAGUUUAUGUAUAUUUCAAAUAAAUCAUGAUAUUUUUUUCCAUGAA
Messenger RNA from Echinops telfairi (small Madagascar hedgehog), 6681 nucleotides. RefSeq names its product doublecortin domain containing 2 (gene DCDC2). Gene Ontology annotation, biological process: cilium assembly; regulation of cilium assembly; neuron migration. The transcript has 10 exons. The coding region runs from base 1 to 1431 and encodes 476 amino acids. Lineage: Eukaryota; Metazoa; Chordata; Mammalia; Afrosoricida; Tenrecidae. Gene Ontology annotation, cellular component: microtubule organizing center; axoneme; kinocilium. The record is from RefSeq and is a predicted model, not a curated record.